Molecule: messenger RNA, 2988 nt
Organism: Papilio machaon (common yellow swallowtail)
Lineage: Eukaryota; Metazoa; Arthropoda; Insecta; Lepidoptera; Papilionidae
Exons: 8
Coding region: 28-2958 (976 amino acids)
Biological process (GO): regulation of transcription by RNA polymerase II
Cellular component (GO): nucleus
Molecular function (GO): RNA polymerase II transcription regulatory region sequence-specific DNA binding; DNA-binding transcription factor activity, RNA polymerase II-specific
Source: RefSeq, a predicted model, not a curated record
AAAAGAUACUAUAUAAUUCAUAAAAAAAUGUUAUACACUUUAACAAGAGACACGAUAUUAAAAGGUAUCGAAGAACAAUCUAAAACAUUGACAAUUAAAUCUGAUUUCCUUCUAAAUAAAAUUAUCAGAAAUUACCAUCAAGAAUAUAAUAAUACAACAAGAACAAUACACGAUAAUUUACUCGAUAAAGCCAUAGAAUUAUGGAAAAAUUGGUAUGAAUGUAAUCCAAAAUUAAGAAAUACACCAGUUUUAUAUAAAUGUUAUGUAUGUAAUACCGGAUGGUGGAGAUUAGAUCCAUUUAGAAACCAUAUCAUCGUACAUAAACAUCCAAAUUUAUUAAUUUCACUCGAAGAAGUUGGUCAAGAAGCGAACAUAAUAGCUAGUAUUGGUUAUCCGAAGAAAACUAAAUUAGUUACAGUGAAUUCUAGUUGUUGGAAAUGUAAUAAACCUUUAAAAAAUCAUGCAUUAACAAAAUUAUCUGCGGAGAAAUUUACAUGUGAAUUAUGUCAAAUGAAGUUAUAUUCAUCUGUCGGGUUAACAUAUAAAAAUGAAAAUAUUAAACUUGUAUGUACUAUAUGUUCUGUAUACUGUUCUAGUGAAGAGAUACUGUACAGACAUAUGGUUUUAUAUCAUACACCGAAAUCAGAUGAACCAGCGGUAACAAAUACAAAAAUAUGCAAUCUAUGCGAAGAGAAAUUCUAUGUUGCGUCAUACCAUGAUUGUCCGAAGAGAUCUAAAUUAUAUAAAUGUUAUUAUUGUUGGAAUAAAUAUACAUCAAAGACGUUCCUAAAUUUACAUAUGUCAAUGAAUAAAGGUUAUAGUACAUGUCCUGAUUGUUCGAAGAAAUUUAAACAAUGCUAUUUGAUUGAACAUUUAUUACACCAUUCUAGGAAUUAUGAAAUAGUACAAUAUUGUUUAAAAUGUAAAAAUAAUGUACUUUAUACGAAUAAUGACUCUUUUCAUAACCAUAUGAUAAAUCAUGGUAAUUCAGCACAAAGACGACGUUACACAAUUAAGAUGAUGUUACCUUUGAAGUGUGUAAAGGGUGUGAUAGUUGAGAGUGGAAUACCUCUACAAAUAAAUAAAAAACUUCUAUACAAAUAUCUCGCUGAUAUAGAUUAUAUGAAUUACACACCACUUGAAAUAAUUUCUAAAGUUAAAGGAAAUAAUACAAUAAUUAAUAAUUCUGAACGAAAUGAUAUAACUGAAACAUCAACAGAAAAUACAUUAAAACAAAUAUCAAAUGUAGAGAAUAAACAAAGUGAGAACCAUGAGGAAAAUGAUGUAACCAAAGAAAUAACAGAAAAUACUAUCAAAGAAAUAUCAACUGUAGCUAAUACAGAGAUGGAUGACGAUAUCGAGUCGGAUUAUGAAUCUGACAAUUACGCAUUUCAAAUACAAUUAGAUGCAGAAAUACAAAGAGAUAUAGAAAUAGAAGAACAGAUAUCAAAAGUAUUUAAAGCAUCAAAAUGUUAUAAGAAAUUUCUUGAUAAAGAAGCCAAUGAUCCAAUAGAAGAUAUAUAUAAUGAUGAUGUUUGUAUUAUUGUUAAAAACGAAGAUGUUUUAGUUAUAUCAGAUUCAGACGAAGACAGAGAAAAUUCCAAACUAGAAAAUACUUGUGAUGAAACAAAUUCUGUAAUGAAUAUUGAUAUAAAAAAAGAUAUAAACAAUUCAGAUAUUGAAAUAGAAUAUGAUGAAAGAUUUAAUUCUAAUGAUAACGAAAUCAGAUCAUAUUUUGAUGAUGUUACAGUUAAAAUUGAACCAUUUAAAAAUAAAUCUGUGAAAGAUUUUUUGAAUGAAGUUGAAAAAUUAGAUUUCAAAGAUGUAAAAACUGAAUCUUGUAUUGAUGAAAAUGAAGGGAUCGACAUCCAAAAUGUUGAAUGCGAAAUUGAAAUAUCCGAUUGGAGGAUAAAUGAAAUAGCUGGUUGUAGUAAAAAGAGAAAAGAUAAAAACACCAGACAUAAUAAUUUCAGUGUGUUACGUUACCUUAUUAAUCAUAUAUCAUUUCAUAUAAAUGAAAUGUAUGAUAUUGUUCCGAAUGAAACGGAUCAAUAUGUUCAAUAUAAGACUUAUAUAUGUCUAUUAUGUGAAGAAUUAGUUGAAAUUGAUGAUUUCUUCAUACAUUGGGAAUCCCAUUUGGAUUUAAAUGAAGGUGGUGUGAUGGAAAUGUCCGAUAGCGAGGCAGAUAUGAAGAGUGUGAUGACACCUGAAAUGGUGGAAAAAGCUAUAAAAAUCUUAUUGGAGACAUCAAGACAAAAUAAGAACAAAGUAUGUAUUGUUUGCUUCAAAAACCAUGUUAGAAGAAAUGAUAGUAAGAGACAUUUGAUAGAACAUCUCCUGCAUGAAGCAAAAGUUAACAUGACUGCCACUAAUUCAAAGCUACGUUGCCCGAUGUGCAACCUGGACAUCCAGGAGUUAACAUCCUGGAGACAACACAUGCGAGAGCAUGCUCAACUCAGAAUGUACCGGUGUAGUUUGUGCCCUAAAUAUUUUAGUGAUUCAAGUAAUUAUAGUAAACAUAGAAAAGUGCAUAACCAACAUAAAUAUAUAUGUGAUUUGUGCGGUGGAAAGUUUUGUGCUAAAUCAAGUAUUAUAAAACAUCUUGCGGUUCAUAAACCGAUGAAUCCUAUAAAUUGCACUCAAUGUCAUAAAACAUUGUAUUCAGAGCAUGCACUAAAAAGACAUAUGCGUGUACGACAUUCAGUUAGUCAGUUCGCUUGUACUGUUUGUAAAAGGAAGUUUGUUACGUGCAAACAAAGAUGGGACCAUAUGUGGAAUAAGCACAAACUUAGGAAGUACGUAGCUGAUUGUCCAAUUUGUAAUAAGCAAUACAGAAGAAUUAUCGAUGUUAAAAACCAUAUGAGAUUGGAGCAUGGAAUAAAAAAACCUGAUGAUUUUUAUAAAAAAAACCUCGAAGGAUGUACAGCGAAAGAGAAAGCCAGAAAAAAACCGAAGUAACGGAACAGCAUGUGGCAUCUAGAAAUAAAU